Molecule: messenger RNA, 961 nt
Organism: Solanum tuberosum (potato)
Lineage: Eukaryota; Viridiplantae; Streptophyta; Magnoliopsida; Solanales; Solanaceae
Product: probable prolyl 4-hydroxylase 6
Exons: 8
Coding region: 1-951 (316 amino acids)
Biological process (GO): peptidyl-proline hydroxylation to 4-hydroxy-L-proline
Cellular component (GO): endoplasmic reticulum
Molecular function (GO): L-ascorbic acid binding; iron ion binding; procollagen-proline 4-dioxygenase activity
Source: RefSeq, a predicted model, not a curated record
AUGGAUUGUUGUCUUCAUGUUAUUCUUCUAUUCUCCCUCUGUUUCAUUGCCGUUUUUCCUCACCUAUCUCAUUCUUCACGUCAAUCUUCCUUGUGGAAUGGCAAUAAAGAAAUAAAAACGUCGAUUUUGAAACUGACGACUAAUUCCUUGUCGACUCCAAUUGAUCCAACACGGGUUACACAAAUUUCAUGGCACCCCAGAGUUUUUAUAUAUAGGAAUUUUUUGACAAAUGAAGAGUGUGAUCAUUUCAUCUCACUGGCUAAAGAUAGUCUGGAGAAAUCCAUGGUAACUGACCUUGAAACAGGGGAGAGCAUAGAGAGUGAAUAUCGGACAAGUACUGGCGCAUUUCUCAACAAAGCUCAGGAUGAAGUUGUUGCUAAUGUGGAAGCAAGAAUAGCUGCCUGGACAUUUCUCCCUGAAGAUAAUGGAGAACCAAUGCUAUUGCAUUAUGAACAUGGGCAAAAAUACGAGCCACAUUUUGAUUAUUUUAUGGACAAAAUUAAUCAAGAGAUAGGCGGUCAUCGUGUAGCUACUGUCCUUAUGUAUUUAUCAGAUGUUGAUAAGGGUGGAGAAACAGUUUUUCCUAGAUCAGAGGCUGCAGAUUCUCAGCCAAAGGGUGAUGACUGGUCUAAUUGUGCUAAAGAUGGCUAUGCAGUAAAACCAAGGAAGGGCGAUGCGUUGUUGUUUUUCAGUCUACAUAUUAAUGCAACAACUGAUCGUUUGAGCUUGCACGGAAGUUGCCCAGUGAUUGAAGGUGAGAAGUGGUCUGCUACAAAGUGGAUUCAUGUAAGGUCCUAUGACAGUAUUCCAUCAGCUGAGAAGUGUAUCGAUAUGUAUCCUGAAUGCUCCAGUUGGGCUGCUUCUGGUGAAUGUGAUAAAAAUCCUUCAUACAUGGUUGGCACUCAAGAAUAUGUAGGUCAUUGUAGGAAGAGCUGUAAUGUUUGUUCAUGAUAGAAAAUUA